Molecule: messenger RNA, 7894 nt
Organism: Biomphalaria glabrata
Lineage: Eukaryota; Metazoa; Mollusca; Gastropoda; Planorbidae
Exons: 19
Coding region: 314-5776 (1820 amino acids)
Biological process (GO): G protein-coupled receptor signaling pathway; cell surface receptor signaling pathway
Cellular component (GO): plasma membrane
Molecular function (GO): protein binding; G protein-coupled receptor activity
Source: RefSeq, a predicted model, not a curated record
GAGAGUUACAAAAAGGGAAGAGGAAAAAAAAACAAGAUGGCUCUUGGACUACUGCAAACUGUGUUAUUUUUAACUGGAUUAUAAUUCAUGCACAAUGCCGUUGAUUGUUCGAAUUGGAUAUAUUUCAUCACUAUUUCCAACAGAUUGAAUGCUUGUUAAUAAUUAAAGAGCUCCUUAUUUGUUCAAAAUGUGAAAUAAUUUAGUUGAAAACAAAAUAAAAAAAGAUUUUGAAAAUGUUGAGAUAAGAGUGCUCAGGUUUGGGUAGGUUGAGCAUUCUUGAUGUGGAGCAAGGAAUGGACUUAGUUCUGUGGAAAUGGUAACCAGCAAAAGAUAUGUGUUAGUGUUACUGUUGGUUACAUGGAUUUCAUGGAGCAAUGCAUGUGUCCCUGGCUGCCAGUGCACCAUGGUCAGAGCAGCCAAAAAACAAAAAGGACGCAAAGUGGACUGCACACAGCAUGUUGCACCUUUUAAAACAUUGUCCAAUUUAAACUUUCCUCCGGAUACUGUACAUUUGGAUUUAGCUCAUAAUACUCUUACUGUGAUUAGACAAGGAUCUUUUAUUCAGCUCUCAAGUCUUCAAAAACUAAACUUAAGCAGUAACCAUAUAACCUACAUAGAACAUGGAGCAUUUGAUGGAUUGCAAAGUCUUAAAAAAUUGGAUUUAUCCAACAAUGCAAUUGGAGCUCUCAACAGUCACAUGUUCACUGGGUUACCAAAGCUGGAGAAACUAUUUUUGUCAUCAAAUAGAAUUUCGGUUAUACCUGAUGGAACAUUCAGUGAUCUCAGGUCAAUGAAACGGAUUGAGUUCAGUUCAGAAUUUCUUCGAUGUGAUUGUAAUCUGAAAUGGAUUCUUAAGUGGGCAAAACAGCAACAUGUACGCAUUCCAGGCUCGACUGUGUGUGCUCUUCCAGUUGAAAUGAGAGGACGUCCUUUAUCCAGGUUAAAACAGGGAGACCUGCACUGCGAUCACAACCUACAGCUUCAUAUAUUUGAAAUUCGCCCCUCUGAAAGUCAGUUGGUUUUCAUAGGAGAUAAGCUUCCAUUUGAGUGCCAUGCAUCAGUAACAUCACAAGACAAAAUGAAUAUAUCCUGGUAUCGUGGGGACCGAAUAGUGACCUCUAAUAAAACCCUGGGUAUCUAUGUGAAUACCUCACACAACCAUGACCACACCAUCACCAAUCACAGGCUGGUAGUGGACAGCUUGGAACCAUCUCAUGCUGGAGAUUGGAGCUGUGUUGUUUCAUCAGAUAAAGGAAAUUUGACCAAGACAGUUCAUGUUGAAGUAAGAGCUCCUGAAGUAGGUCUAGAAUGCCCAUUGGUAACUAAUCGAACUUCUAAAGGUGUUUAUGUGUGGCAAGAGUCUAUGGCAGGUCUGACUGUAACUCAGCCUUGUCAGAGAGGAGACAAAGGAGCAGUGGCAACUCAUAAAUGUGAAGUUGAUGGACGGUGGAGAAAUUUGAAUGUUUCUUCUUGCAGCUUUAUUAAAAACAUCACUCGUCGGCUAUCCAAGUUUGCCAAGCUGGACAUUGCUACCAGUGAUAUUACUACAGCUACAAAUGGAAUCAAUAAAGCCUUAAUGAUGAUUGAUGACUCUAAAGAAGCUUUGGACUCCUUUGAUGUGUUUUAUUUGGCCAAAAUUAGUUCCAAUUUACUUUCUCAUGCUGCAUCUGACCCCAUGGUGUCCAGUCUUGUGUUGAACAUGGUCAGUAAUGUGAGCAUCCUCCCUUCAGAGGUUAUUGACAUGGCACAAUUUGAAAGCAGGGCACCAGCAAGAAUGGUGAAAAUGUUGGAACAGUUGAGUGACCAGGUGAAAAUGAACACAGCUGUUGAAUGGACCAAAGUUUCAGACAACAUACUGGUUGUUGUAUUUAAUAGAAAACAUGUCCUCCAGAAUGGGCUGUCCUGUGGCCUUCAGCAGCCGUUGCAUUAUGGAUUUACAAGUUCCAGCUUAUUGUGUGGAAAUGUUUCUUUUAGUAAGUUUGGAGUACACAUUCACAUACCAGAUCAAUUCAGCAAGAAGCUACAGACCAGUGCUCCACAAACUACAGUGCUGACUACAACAGGACUUCCUGUCAAUGAUAAUUUGACCUAUAGUUUUGAAGGGGCUCUCAACAACACUGCUCUCGAAAAUCUCACUGUCUUUCUGUUGCCAUCCUCCAACAUGUCCUUCUAUGAUCACCAUGGUCUGGUCAACUCAACCAACACAGACUCUGCAACAGUAGACAGCUCCACCACAGUUUCACCCCUCUUCUCCUUCCCUUGGAGUGCUUCCCAAUUAGGGGCCCUGAAUAUUUCUAGCAAAUUUCUCUCCCGGUUUUCUAAGCCCUUAAAUUUAACCUCACGGAAUUUAUUAAGCAGUUGGUCCACAGACUUGAAUUUUUCCACCAAGCACUUGUUCCCCUUUGCCAACAAUGUGAACAGUCCAUCCAUCUUUCCUCAUGUCGUGUUUAAGGCCAAUGUUUAUAUUAUAGUUUACAGAACUGGUAGACUCUUUCCAGUUAUUCGUUCAGAUUCAUCAGAUCCAGUGUUUAGAAAGGGACAUUGGGUCAUUGUGACACCAGUCAUUGCUAUAUCAUUAGGAGGAAGCUCCAGAAAUUUGUCUCAGCCUGUUGUGAUCACUUUUGAAAUUAAAGAUACAAAGAAACCAAUCAAGGCAGCAUAUUUUGAUUUUGAUUUUAUUGAUGGCUAUGGAGGCUGGAGAACUGAUGGUUGUGAAAUUGUACAGAGAAAUGGAACCAUCGUUGUUGUACAUGUCUAUCAUCUUUCUAACUUUGCAUUACUCCAGGAUCGUUCAUUUGCAUAUAGAUUAGCAGCAUUUUCCAUGGAGCCAGUAAUUUAUGUAGGCAGUGGUCUAUGUAUGUUGUGCAUGAUAGUCAUUAUCAUCUCCUUUAUGGCAUGCUAUAGCUCUAUUGGAAUUCCCAAGAAAAUCAAACAUGCGGUUGUGAAUAUAUGUAUCAGUACACUGUUAAUGAUGGCAGCAUUCAUAUUUGGAAUAAAUCGCACAGACUUUGAAUUGCCCUGUCAAAUAGCAGGCAUUUGUAUUCAUUAUCUGACACUAUGUACUGUUUUUUGGAUUACAAUUACAUCAAACAUCAUUUAUAAAAAGUUCAUCAAAGUAAAUAAACCUGCUGAACCUCCACCAGAGCUUGGACCUAUGCCGUUGCCUCCUAAACCAAUCUUACAGUUUUAUUUUGUGGGUUAUGGUGUGCCCCUGAUCAUAUGUGGUAUCACAGCAGCAGUCAACCUUAAUUUUUAUACUGGACACAAAUACUGUUUCCUUGAGUGGGAGCCGAGUCUUGGUGCCUUCUAUGCCCCAGUGGCUUUGCUGGUGGCAUGGAACCUGGUUCUAUUUAUGAGAAUCUCCUGUGUGGUCAGGGUGAACUCUGAAACUGAUAGUGAGGCAGCUAAUGAAAGUGAGAACGAGAUUCACACCAAUGAGAUCGAGCUGGUCCCCUCACAGCCAGACACUGUCAUCACCACCAGUCGCAGCAAUCACACCCAUCAUGUCAAUAACAACAUCACCAGCAGCAAUGGUGGGGGCUACCGUAGGAGGUUUAGCAGGGCUAGUAACGAUGAGGAUGAAGAGGAGGAAGAUGCUGUAUCAGUGACAAGCAUCCCUGAUCAAGAGCGCCGCCCAAUCACACAGUUGAGGUCACUGGUGGCCAUUCUGUUCCUCUUCAUUGUUAUGUGGAUGAGUGGUGCCCUGGCUACUGCCAAGCCGUUUCACCUUAUCAUCCCUUUCCAAGAAAUCAUCUUCAGUUACAUUUAUGGGCUUAUGAGCACCCUGUUUGGCAUAUUUAUGAUAGUCUAUUUCAUUGUCACAAGAAAUGAUACAAGAAUGAGCUGGAAACGAGUGGCUGGCUGUGUCCCGCCAGAACCUGUAACCACUGAAAUGGAAGUCACUGAAACAACCACUGAGCCCGCUCCUCCGCCCCCUCCAGUUCAGCCCCAGGCAAAUGGCAGCAUCAUCAAAUCAAACAGCAACACUAACCUCUCUGUGUAUUCACAAAAAUCUUCAAAUCUAACAAAAGCAUAUAACAUGAAAAACAACAGCAAACAAUCCAACAUCAACCUUAUCAUACCCAACUCAUCUGAGAUCUCAUUUGGCUCAGCCCAAGAAGGUUUUCCCAAUUUUUACAACCCCAGACAGAAUGGGGCAGCCAAGAAGUUCUGGCAGAAAAAUCGCCAUCAUAGCAAGGUUAUGAAUAAAGAUGUGAACAGGGAUCUCAACAGUAGUCUGACAGACAACAAUUCUGCUACUGAGACCAGUCAGGGUCACUUAAGUCAUGGCACAAGCAGUGAUGCCAACACUCAUCUCAGUAUUGAGAUACAGUUUCAAACUAAGAACAAUCCAGCCCCCAAGACUGGCUCAUUUUCUAGCUCUCGAGAAAUUCCUGUUCACAUUAACAACCCCAACAUCACCAACACCCAGAACAUUCUUGGUUCCUCCUGUGGUGCUAUAUCCAUUGAGCAUAAUAAUCAAGUGUCUGGGGUAAGGACAUCCAGUCCAGACAUGGAGCACAAUAGCUCUUCUGCUUUUCGCCAAUCUAACUCUGUUGAAUCCAAUUCAAAUCUACCUCAGCACCAGCGCUCUCCAAGUGCUGGCUCUAUAGGCGCUGGAGUCCACCCUAGUGCAUUUACCCCUGUGCAACCUCGCAACAAUAACACCUUACCUCGCCAUGGAAAGAACCUCGAUGAGGAAACUGUAGCUGUGAAACAAGGGGAUAAGGAAAGUUCUAUGCAAAGAAAUCAGUUGAGUGGCACCAACACCCUGAUGGAAAGACAGGCAGGUGAUGUUCCUCAGAGGCCAGUCAACCCUGGUGUAGCAUGGAACCCCUUUUACAAUUUACCUCCCUUGCCUAGUCAUCCGGCCACAUACUCAUUUACACCCCCUCCCUCUAUCCAUCCACAGCAGCAGCAUUACCCAUUUGAUUACAGUGUGUACCCAUCAUCAGGUCCUAUGAAUACUCAUCUCUUGAAUGCAAGUCAAGCUGCUGUUUCUAGUUCCAACAGUCUAUCUCCUACAUCAUUUAACCAGCAAUCCAGCCAUCCUCAGCCUCCAUUUAACAUCCCACCAUCUCCUUAUUUUGUCCAAGCUCAAGGCCGCCAAGUCAAGUCCAUGAGCCCAGGAUCUAGCAGCUCGCAGUCUAAUAAAAAAUGUCACAGUAGUGCCAAUGGAUGGCGCCCCCUUUCAGGAGGAGACAGCUCUGACAGUAGCAGACCACGACAGAAGCGUGCACAGGUUGGAGGCAGCCCUGGCCGCACUGUUACUUAUGCCCCUUGUAGUCCUGUUAUGUCCGACAGCCAGGCUUAUAAUUCUAACUGUAAAGAUCAAAAUCAAAACAAUCAGCAGAACAUGAAGAAGGCAAGGUCAGUGGAUUCUGAUCACCACUCAGAUCCAACACAUAGGAAGAAACACAGCAGGGCUGACCGAAUGGCCAAGAAUAAGCUCACCAACAAGCAGAGGUCACUCGGCUGGGAUGAGCAGUUCAAAGAUCGUCCGGCCAAAAUUAACUAUGUCUAUGUCAACCACAUGUACAGAGAUAAAGUCAUGCACAAGCUCAUCAAGCAGGCCAGUGAGAGCGACGACCUGGCCAGCAAAGCUUUCUGGCUGCCACGUUCGGCUAGUGAGUAUGAACGCCUGACCCAAAAAGGUUUCUGUAACAUGACAGAUGACUCCAGCACAAGCUCUGAUGAUGAUGACAGUUUAGAUGAUAACGUAUGGAUACGGCAGAGCUCUGGCUCAGACUUUCAUAAAAAGGAAACCAGCGUUUGAAGUUACUGUCUUAUGGAAAUGUUUCCAUCUAUAAAUCGGUGUGCUAUUUCUUAAAAAACAUUUUUAGGCUCAUCAAAGGAAAUUUAUUUAUACCAUCAAUGUAUAAGUACAAACAGUUGUACGGGUUUUCGAUGAUUGAUAUAUUAUAAAAGAAAGGCCAGGGACAAGAGAGGAUUGUAUUAUGCUAGUUUUGACUAAGUUAACAUUAUUUUAUUUUAAGUGUUCAAACAUUUUUGAAAUGUGUAAAUUGCAUGUAAAAUAAUGUAUAUAAUAGGCUAAUGUAUAUUUCUCUACAAGCUAGUAAAGAAUAUUAGCUCCCUCAUACAAUUAUAAUUAUUUAAAGUAUGAACAAAAGAUUAUUUUAAAAAUAUAAUGCUUCCAUAAGAGUGGUCAUGUUUUUCCAUAUUACUGAUAUGUAUCACUUCUUUUGUAAAACGCUCUUAGAUUUUAUAUUUAGAUUUUCUUUUUUGAUCAACCAGAUAGAUUGAUUGCAUUAAAAGUGUAAAUAUAAUUGCUUUGGACAUUUGUUUUUUGAAGAGUCCUGAAUGUAACCUAUUUUUGAAACCAGUUAAAAACUUGGAAUGCACUUAAAAACCUUUAUUGGUAUAAAACUUAGUAUAUUAUCUUCAAUUAUGUGUACAUAACUUUUUAAAGCAGUUAGUGUUACAACAGACAUUAAUUUUGUGUAUAUGUGUACAUUUUUAUUCUAGUUUACCAUUGACUGACAGAUUUUUUUAGUACUGGUAAUUAUUUUUAUCUGCAAUUUUAAUUUGUCUAGGUUUUUUAGUACCUUUUUUUCUCUUAGUUGUCUUUUUGUAUUACCUUAUAUACGUUUAUGUAUUUGUAAAACAGUGCUAGCUCUAUGAAAAAUGCAACUUACCUGUUUUGUUGGUGUAUUGUGUACAAAUAAUGUUCAUUUUCUGCUAAAUAUAUACAAACUUUCUGGUGAAGUCAGUAUUGAUGUCAGCUUAGAAUUAUUUAAUACAGUAUAGUUAACUAAAGAGCUUUGCACUGAUUUUUGCAUUCUCACAUAUAACGGUUGUGCUACUGUGUAUUUUAAACGUUUAUUCAUGUCAUGUGCAUAGUCCUUCAAAAGAAUGUCUUAAAUAGUGUGUGUGUGUAUUUACAUAAAUGCAUUAAAGCUUAAUGCACAGUGCACACAUUUUUUUGACAUUAUUCUCUUACUACGGGUGAAAACAAAUCUAUAACAUGUAAAGUAUGUCUCAGACAAAACAAUAUUAUAUCAUUUGCUUGUGCAAUAUGUAUUUCUCUUGAAUUAGCAGGACAGAAUCUUAACAAGGUUGUUGAAACUUUUUUCAUCUACUCACAUCACUAUGUAGAGAACACGAAAAGACCAAUUUUUUUUUUUAUUUAUUUACUUUUGUUUCAAAGUAAGCAUUGAUGUAACUAAUUUUUAUAGUGUAAGAUGUUUUAUUUUAUUUUUACUUAACAUACACAUUUAUUUUCUUUUUACUUUCUAACAACGAAUUGCUGUUACUUUUUUUUUUAUAAAGUUAUUUAUACGCAAAUGUUGUGAAAGUUGUCUAUUGUAAGGGCAAGUUUUGUACAAAUCGAUUACAUUUUUUUUUUACUAAUAUUUUAGAUCUCUUUUUUUCCUAUUAAUGAGCGCUGAUAUUUCUCUGCUUUUAGUUGAAUGAUCUUGUGGCAUUUUUUUUUAAUGUCCAAAAUAUUGAUGCUGUUUUUUUUUUUGAGCAAGAAUAGCUAUAGCUAUUAAUUGUCUUAAGUUUGUACAUUUUAAGAGUUUUACUGUACAGUUAAUUUUGUUUAAACCAGGGUUAUAUACUCCACAUCCCUUUCCCAUCCAAAGAGGCAACUAAAUUGGUUCCUUUUUUUUUUUUUUCAUCUUUUUACUAUGGAGCCCCCCAAAUGUCAAAAUUAUCACUAGUUAAGUGGAGGAAAAUAGUGUUGGUCAUUCAAAAGUGUAUAUAUCACAAAUAUUGGUGACCUGUCCAUUACAUCAGGACAUGCCUUGUGAUUCACACAUUUGUAAUUUCAAUCCCUAUUUAUGUGUUAGCUUCUAACUAUGCCUAAUCAUUUUUUUUGGCCAGAAUGUAAAGUAACAUCUACAAAUAUUUAAAUAAAUCAAUGAUAUAUGUA